GCACCAAGUAAGCAUGGUAAGUUUUGGGGACGACUGUUUGGGCGCAACGCACGUUCCGAACCGUUGCCUUCCCUUCCGCCUAACCGCCCCCCCGCCGACGGGGGGCCCAGUGCGCCGCACCUGCUCGUCAUGUUUGCUUUGGCUGCGACCAGAGCAAAGUGGUGUCUGAUGACGCACCACGAACACUCUCACCUCCUUGCUUUACUUUUUGAUCGUCUUGCUUUUAACCUUUCCGCAUUGCCGCAUCCCCCUUCGUUAUCUGCAGCCGUUUUCGCCCUCUUCCCUGUAUAA
This is a messenger RNA of Bipolaris victoriae FI3, 291 nucleotides long. RefSeq lists its product as hypothetical. The record is from RefSeq and is a predicted model, not a curated record. The transcript has a single exon. Lineage: Eukaryota; Fungi; Ascomycota; Dothideomycetes; Pleosporales; Pleosporaceae. The annotation marks the transcript as partial.